GCAGUUGCUCGGAGCGCAGUUGCUGUUCUUCUCUUCACCCGCAAUUUCCUUCGUCGCCCUUAACAAUGCAGAUCUUCUUGAAAAUCUUGACUGGCAAGAUCAUCACCCUCAAGGUCAAGUCCAGUGACACCAUCGAGAAUGUCAAGGCCAAGAUCCAAGACAAAGAGGGCAUCCUCCCUGACCAGCAGCAGCUGAUCUUUGCCAGCAAGCAGCUGGAAGAUGAGUGCACCCUGUCCGACUACAACAUCCAGAAAGAGUCCAUUCUGUACCUGGUUCUGCGCUUAAGAGGAGGUGUCUAAGUUAUCCUUUUUAAACUUUCAACCAAUUUAAAUUGCACUUUUCUUUCAAUAAAGUUGUUGCAUUA
Molecule: messenger RNA, 364 nt
Organism: Pipistrellus kuhlii (Kuhl's pipistrelle)
Lineage: Eukaryota; Metazoa; Chordata; Mammalia; Chiroptera; Vespertilionidae
Product: ubiquitin-like
Exons: 1
Coding region: 66-299 (77 amino acids)
Biological process (GO): modification-dependent protein catabolic process; protein ubiquitination
Cellular component (GO): nucleus; cytoplasm
Molecular function (GO): protein tag activity; ubiquitin protein ligase binding
Source: RefSeq, a predicted model, not a curated record